Meira miltonrushii is the source of this 534-nucleotide messenger RNA. RefSeq lists its product as uncharacterized. The transcript is spliced from 2 exons. NCBI's taxonomy places the organism in Eukaryota, Fungi, Basidiomycota, Exobasidiomycetes, Exobasidiales, Brachybasidiaceae. The record is from RefSeq and is a predicted model, not a curated record. The coding region runs from base 1 to 534 and encodes 177 amino acids. Gene Ontology annotation, biological process: electron transport chain.
AUGUUCGCUCGCACAUCACUCAGAAGCCUUGUUAGGUCGCCAAUCAGUGGCAGUAGUUCAAGAACACUUUCAACGUCCGCCAUCUUACGCGACCAACAAGCACCCGCACAAGUGGGAACAGGCGAACGUAACUUGAUCAAGGAACAAGAAGAACGGGAUGUACAAGCAGUCGAAGCAGAGAUCGUCAAUGAUGCACCCGCCGAAUUGCAACAACGCACAGUACGAAUCUAUAAACCGGCCAAGACAGCAAACUCUUCCGGUAAAGCGGGAACAAGCUUUUGGCGAGUAGAUUUCGACAUUCUAUCGGGAAGUGCACGAUGGGAAAAUCCAUUGAUGGGAUGGGCAUCUUCGGGAGAUUAUAUGCAAGGAACGUUUUUGAAAUUUAGAACGAGAGAAGAUGCUAUUCAUUUUUGUGAAAAGCAAAAUUGGCCUUAUUAUAUUCAAACACCUCAUAAAGCAAGAAUUGGUCCAAAAUCAUAUGCGGCCAACUAUAGUUACUCGCCGGGUAAAUUACGUGUUCAUCACACGAAAUAA